CCCGACGCUUGUCUGUGUCCGUUGCUGCAGCCAUUUCGGGCGAGAAGUGCCUCCGGUAAUUACAAUUUCGGGAACCCGCUUGCCUCAUAUAUUCCUAACGAGCUUUCGAUGACGUCAAAGUAAUGGAGAAAUGACUUCUGCAAGCGAAUUUCAGAGCACCGUGAAGGCUCGCACAUAGUAGAUGUGCACAGAAAACAAUGGCUCUCGUAUGAAUAAAUUACGUUGAACAUAACAGGCUAUCCAAGUUGAUUGGACGCGCAGGUGAGCUUCGCACGAAGAAGUCCGGACAACCACUAUUCAGUGUGUUUUGAAGUCAGAUUGGGUUCGAUUAAUAUCCAACUUCAGUUUCUGAGCAUGGUGUUGGACGUUAAGAUCAUGCGGAGGACAUACAGAUUACUUGCCAAACGAAUCGGCAAUAUGUUCGGGGAAGAAAUAUAAAUGCACAGAACUGCUGCGCCUGUCUGCUGACAAAACGACUUCUUGCGCCACUGCUCCCAUGUUACGCACAGACACAAGGAGCCUUUGAGGGGUACUGAAGAGGACUUGUGUGGCAUAUCAAAUAGCACCAAAGAAAGCGGAUCAUUGAAGCAAAAGAGAUAAGCAGAAAAUCAUUUGCAGACGGGUCAUGGCACUUUUCUGUUUAAAACCGCCAAAGCAACAGUCACUGUUCUACUAAAACAAAUGUGAAGCGAGUCCCUUUCGGAAGCGGCUGCUCACUGGAAAAGAUCUGGCGAGCCUGCAUCAUCAUCGAUUCGUUUCUGGAAUUAACACGGUGUUAAUGUAAGGAGGCAAGGUGAGGAUAGAGGGGAGAAGUUGUGUACAUGAGAGUAUAGUUAUUUUAUGAAACAUGUCGUUCAGAAGACUAGUUUUGGUUGUUUGGUCUGCGGCAUUUCUCGUUGAACUGCAUUGCGCUUCGCAAAGGACCACCGCGGGCUUCACUUUCCCUACCUCAGGAUACCUAAAUAGUAGUGGGGAUGCAAGUGAUAAAAACAGCUCCAGACUCAAAAGGAAGACCCUGGCCGUGGAUUUUGCCGUCCCCUCUCUCCUGCGAUACUACAUGGCCAUGUUCAUUCAGCGACCACUAAAUGGAGAUUGUGUAACUUUUAACGGGUGCUACACAGUGCGCGCAAUCCUAAAAAUGCAUUGUGUACCUUUGCAGAAAACCAUAUCAAGCUUACUGGACACAAAGUUGGCUGCAAUCGACAGUGUUGACAAGGAGAGGGGGAACGGCUCCAGCACUGGACAGCUCCCAUAUCGACAAAAGCGUCCGAUGCCUAAAGUUCUGAAUUUGGGGUUGACAAAAGCCAGCAGGAAAUCAAAUCAAGUUGUUGUAGAGAUUGGAGAGGAUAUGGUCAAAACUGGAUGUGAUGGACUGGUUGUCUAUGAAGAUUAUCCUGCGUAUUUCCUGGAAAUGGACCUAACUCGUAUUUUGGACUGGUGGCUGGGAGCAGAAGGGGGCCGUUUGAGAGUGCGACUCAUGCCCGAGCGAAAGGCGCAGGUUCCGGGAAAAGAGGACAAGUACUCCUCUGCAAUAAGAGCAGCGGAUCCUCGGCUUUUCUUUCAGAUCGCCUCAAGUGGUGAGCCGCAGCCUCGGAGCAAAACCCGCAGCGGAGUCCCUCGGGGUUACUGGAACUUUUCGUGGACAGCAGAGGACGAGUUCAGCUUUGCGGAGGACACGGCCCCUUUGCCAGAGCUUAGAUGCCUCAACAACAAGAUGUCAUGUGAUCACCUUACCGGGGACCACUCGGAGUUCACAUGGAGUGUGACUGCUGCCGAUGACCUCUGGGCACAUGAGCAUGGGGGCGUAGAGAAGAGCGGAGGCCGAUCUGGUGGCUGGCAUGGGGGGCAGUUCCUCAUGGUAAACGGCUCUAUGCUGGGAGGCCCCUGGGUGCAGACUCCAUGGUUUAAUGGCGGCCACGGCUCCUGCGAUGUCGACAUGACCGUCUUCCUGCACCCACGGCAGAAGGGCCGAUACACAUUCUGGCUCACUGAGAGGGACAAAGCCCCUGUGGUCCUUUUCACCACAGACCCCGCACGCAUCACAGGCUGGGCCCUGGUUCAUCUCAGCUUGGGCUCGAGAAGCAGCAAUGGACCAUUCCGCAUCUCCUCCGGCUACAGUCAGCCAGGCGAACAGGAGGCAGCCACAUUCAGCCCCCACUUCACUACAAACUGCAGUAUGGAUUCCUCUGUCAGCAUGCACAUCACCCUCCAGGGACGCUACCGCUGCCAAGGAGGCCCAGAGAUCUUGCUGGAGCAGCUGUGUGACUUCAGGGUGGACUGCCCACGGGGUGAUGAUGAAGGCACUCCCUGCCGUCAGUUCCUUAACGGCAGCUACUGCUCUUUUGAAGAUGGUCUUUGUGGUUGGCAGACUAUAGCAGGCAAAGGCCCAUCCUGGAGGUCUCAGCCAUCUUUGCCCAAGAGUAUCAGAUCCAGCUGUCCAUCUUCUUCAGGGGCUGUGCUGACGGUUGAUAAUGGUCAGUCUAGAGGUCAGAGAGGAACAGCAUUGCUACGUAGCCCGUUUUUCUCACCACCUCUCCGGAAUGCCAUGUGCUCGCUUCGGUUCUGGAUGUGUGGUGGAAUCCACAAUGGUGUGCUCAGUUUGUCCUUGCUGGAGAACAGCACAGUGCCCGAUGGAUGGAAAACAAAAUGGCAGUCCAGCAGUGACCCCAAGCUACAACAAGGAGGCUGGCAGCUCAUUACUGUCCCACUCUACGGCCUAGCUGACUGGUUUUGGCUGCAGUUCAGCACAUCUGGGCCUGUGACCACAUUUGCAGUGGAUAAUCUGUCCCUCAGCAUGGAUUGUUUUCUGUCUUCAAAUGGAGAGAUUCCACCUGUGGUGACGAGCACACCUCCGAUGACCGUGAGCCAGUUGCCUGAUCAGACCACCAUGACCGCCAUUCCCGAUGAAGGACUGCUCUUACCAGAGGACUCUUCCACGAAAUGGACAUUCCUCACAUGUGGUGCAAUCGGCCCCGAGGGACCCACACAAAACCAGUGCAACAUUGCAUAUCGCAACAGCAGUGUCAAUGUUACCGUGGGAACAAGAGCACCUUUCCAGGGCAUCCAAACCUGGAUUGUGCCUGAAACAGGGGAAUACAGAAUCACAGCGUACGGUGCAUCAGGUGGUCUCAGUGUGAUGGACGUGGGCAGGUCACAUGGCAUCUACAUUGUUGGGGACUUUGACCUGAAGAAGGGUGAAGUGCUCCACAUCCUGGUUGGCCAACAAGGGGAGGAUGCCUGCUCUAAUGUGAACACAGCUCUAAGUAGAUUCUGUUCGGAGCAGAAAGGCCCCAUGGUGAACAAGUCUAUGAUCAGAGGUGGGGGAGGAGGAGGCGGGGGUGCCACCUAUGUCUUCAAGGUGGACAAUGGAAUCCACAAGCCCUUGCUAAUUGCAGCAGGAGGUGGAGGUAGAGGCUACAACAGCCAUCCCGGAGACCAGAAAGAGAUCAUGGACACAGACCCUGAGGUGCCAGGACGUAAUGGUCUAUCAGCAGCAGCAGGUGGAGGUGGAGGGUGGAAUGAUGGCACUCCUAGUCCUCAGGGAGGGAGGCCCCUGGUGCUGGGGGGUCAGGGAGGGCAUCCCUGCCAGACGAUUGGCUGGAAGUCCCACGGAGGCUUUGGAGGAGGCGGAGGGGCCUGCACCACAGGAGGAGGAGGGGGCGGCUUCAGAGGCGGGAAUACCUCGAAAGAGAAUGAUCCUAAAGUGGCUGGACAGGACGGCACUUCAUACAUCAGUCCAGAGGGCAGACUCUACCUGGAGGCCAUGAAAGUGGUGGACGGCGACGGCGAGGUCAUCGUUAUCCCCGUGCUGAACUGCAGCCACUGCGAGUCCAACGAGUGCCACCGAACGGAGGAAGGAAUCCAGUGUUAUUGCGAAGACGGGAUCCUGCUGGCCAAAGGGACCAUAAUGACCUGCCUUCAGGUCAACACUACAGGCAAGCCUCCGCUCUCUCACCUGGCCCUGGGGCUGUCCGUGGGCACCUCGGCCCUCAUCGCAGCUCUCCUGCUGGCCGUGUCUGGCGUCAUGAUCAUGUACAGACGAAAGCACACAGAGCUGCAGUCCAUUCAGCUGGAGCUGCAGAGUCCUGACUGCAAGCUGAGUAAGCUUCGGGCGUCCACCAUCAUGACUGACUACAACCCCAACUACUGUUUCGCUGGCAAGACGGUCUCAGUCAACGACCUGAAGGAGGUGCCUCGCCGUCACAUCUCCCUGACCAGGGGUCUGGGGCAUGGUGCGUUUGGUGAGGUAUAUGAAGGGCUUAUCACUAUACCAGGAGACUCCAGCCCCAUGCAGGUGGCAGUGAAGACUCUCCCAGAGGUGUGUUCUGAACAGGAUGAGCUGGACUUCCUGAUGGAGGCUCUAAUUAUCAGUAAGUUCAGCCACCAGAACAUCGUGCGGUGUGUUGGCGUGUGCCUGCAGGCUCUGCCGCGCUUCAUCCUGCUGGAGCUGAUGACGGGAGGUGAUCUCAAGAGCUUCCUGAGAGAGACUCGACCCAGACUGGACCAACCUUCCAGUCUCACGAUGGUGGACCUGCUGAACAUCGCUAGAGACAUCGCUCGGGGCUGUCAGUACUUAGAGGAGAACCAGUUCAUUCAUAGAGACAUAGCUGCAAGAAACUGCCUGCUCACCUGCAAGGGCCCAGAGAGGGUGGCCAAGAUUGGAGACUUUGGAAUGGCUCGAGACAUCUACAGAGCAAGUUAUUACAGGAAAGGAGGGCGUGCUAUGCUGCCAGUUAAAUGGAUGCCCCCCGAGGCUUUUAUGGAGGGGAUCUUCACGUCCAAAACUGACACAUGGUCCUUUGGGGUUCUGCUCUGGGAGAUCUUCUCCUUGGGUUACAUGCCGUAUCCCAGUCGGAGUAACCAGGAGGUUCUAGAGUUUGUCACUAAUGGAGGCAGGAUGGACCCACCCAAGGGAUGUCCAGGGCCUGUGUAUCGGAUAAUGACACAAAGCUGGCAGCAUCAACCCGAAGACCGACCAAAUUUCUGCACCAUCCUUGAGAGGAUUGACUUCUGCUUGCAGGACCCCGAGGUAGUGACCGCGCCUCUGGCUGUGGAGUACGGUCCCAUCUCUGAAGAGGAGGAGCGCGUAGCCUUGCAUCCAGAUGACCCCUCCAACCCGUCCCUGCUGGUGGCUGCCCAGGGCCCGCCGGAGGGAGCCGAGACCCCACCCAACCACUGUGAGGAGGCCAGGAAGAUGGGCGAAGCCCUGCUGCUGCCCGGACACCACCUGUCCGAGCCCAAGCCGGCCACGGUCCUGACCUCUCCUGCCCAGCCUCCGACCAAACAGCAUGUCCCACUCUCCCACAUGACCCUGUGCUCCAACACCACCGCGUCCUCCGUGGGUCAGUCCACCAUGACGUCCACCCCGGACGGAGGCCACGUCAACCUGGCCUUUACCCAGAUGCACCCGACCGAGAAGGACAGUCGCAACGGGAAGCCCACCAACCUGUGGAACCCCACCUACGGCUCCUGGUUCCUGCAGCAGCAGCAGAAGCAGCGGCAGCAACAACAACAGCAACAACAGCAGCAGCAGCAGCAGAGGCAGGCGAACAGUGGGCGGGUGCCUGGAGAAGGUCAGGAGCACACGGGCAGGACAGUGGCCGACCCGCUGGGCCUGCAGCAUCAGCACAAGCAGCAGCAGAUUCAGUUCCUUCAGCAGCAGCAGCAGCAGCAGCAGCAACAGCAACAGCAACAGCAACAACAGCAGCAGCAGCAGCAGAUCCAGUUCCAUCAGCAGCAACAGGGUCUCUGCCGGCCCCUGCUGCCUCCUCCCCCUCCCCCUGGCAUGACCCAGACUCCUCUGCUCCUGGAUUCGGCCGCCCUGCCCCCAGUGCCACUCUACAGACUGCGCCGCUUCCCCUGUGGCAACAUCGGCUACGGGUACCAGGAGCAGGGCCUGCCCAUGGAGUCGUCUAUGCCCAUGCCCCUGGCAGUGCCCACGCCGCAGCCCCCACCUCCUCUCCCUGGAGCGCAGAGACCCCUCUCUCUCGGCCGCACAGGGAACCCCGAGGAAAGCCGCCCACUCCUGGUCACCAAGGGGACGGUGCAGGACUCCAGGUUGCCCACGAUGGAGGGGCACAAUGCCACUGUACUUUAACAGCCUACCCCCCUCCCCUCAUCACAGUCCUAGGUCAAAGGUCAAUCAUCCUGUGCCAACACUGUGCCGUUGCCGAGAGGGUUGUUCUGUUCUGCUUGCCCAUCUCAAUUCCCCUACUCCCUGACCUGAGACCUGUAAACCCGUGAAGCCGUGUUCAGCCCUUUGUCUUUCCACUUAAAAAGAUUAUCUAGAUCAGACUUUUCACUGGUAAGGGAUAAGGGCAAUGCCAAUGGCUAUGUGGAAUUUUUCUUUUUCUUUUUUUUUUAAUCAGUGUCGUUAUUUUAUGAUUAAUAAUCAGGUCUGAUGAUGACACACAGCUGGUGGCUUUCUGUAUCACUCCCUUCUGGAGCCCUGUUAGAUUGAAAGUCGGGGGGUCAGGACAUUUUUAUUUUAAAGAAGGACCAAUCACAUGCGCUCACUUUCAAUAGGAUGCGACCUGCUCAUCUCAAGACUGCAGGAUGCCAGAGGCACUUUUAUCUUUGAGAAAAAGAUGUGUUUGUUUGUUGAUAUUUGCUUGCUUGCUUGUUUAUUUAUUCAUUUGUUUAUUUAUUAUUUGGAAGCUCUGUAAAUUAUUAAUGGUAGCAUUCCAUAUUUUUUUAGCUCUGUUGGGUUAAAAAUGUAAGUCCAACAUUAAAUUGAAUUAAAACACUUCUAAAGGGGCACUGCUGAAUGGACGGGUUGAGUGGAAAACUACAGCAAGCUUUUUCCAGUAUGUUGAACAUGUAUCUUGAUACUAAGAGUGGGUCCAUAUCGGCCCUGUUUCUAAAUAGUGUAUUUUUGUGUACAAGUGAUCAUUGAAAAUGGAUGGAUAUCAAAACAGUCAUAUUUUCAUGAAAUUCAACUUAUGUAAAUAGAAAGCAUUGAAAAGAUGUCAAUUACUUUUGCUUGGAUCUUGGUUGUUCUGUCUCAAGCAGUUGAGUAAGCAUUCUUGCCAGAGGCACACUUAAUGAAACCAUUACCUGUACUAAUGUCUAAAAUAUCUGUCUUUUCCAACAGCCUAAUUUUGACAUUGUUGUGUAGUUACCCUUUAAGUGUGUUUUAAUAUAUCAGAUAUUGAGCUUACAUAUUUUUCAUAAUUUCUAUCGAAGAGAAACUAUUGAAUAAUUGAAUGUUUUCCUCAAAAUGGAAAUAAUAUAUAUAUAAAUAAGAUUUGUAACUGUCUGUUAAAAAGCCACGUCCCAAUGCAGUAAUUCACCUGUGUCUGUUGAACAUAACAAAAAUACCAUUCCAGACAGUGGUAUCAGUCCUAAAUCAAGAGAUAAGGCCUCAGCAAAUUUUUCAAUGUACUAUUAAACUGGAUGGUCUGUAUCGCUAAUUCAACCUUUCAAAUUCUCAUCUCCCUGACAAACUGCACCUGAUAUAAAUAGUUCCAGCACUUUCUCAAUAUGUAUUCCUCAAUCUCUCUGACAAUUUUGUCACCUGUGUGUGAUUGACACAUUACACAUUUUAUUACAUUUCGUCAGUGGGAAUUAAGGUCUUGACCAUCAGUACGCAGCAGAUGUAAUAAAGAGAAAGGAUACUACGCAUCUCUGCCAGGACAUUCAGUUUAUAACACUGAAACACUUGUGUUGGACUUGUAUGAGAUUACCUUCUGUGAUAAUGGGUCAUUAAAGGCUUUGAGAGAAAAUAAUAGAUGGAUUUUAUGUACAGGUGAUGCAAGCAGCCAUUCCAUCAUUUACUUUUCUUAUUGGUUUAUUAAUUAAUUCUCCAGGUGAAUGGAGAGCAUGUUUGCAUUUUAAAGUUUAUUUUAAGCCAUCUCCUAUUGGGACAGAGCUGCCCUUGUAAAAUUUGUAUAGUAAUUAAACUAUUGUACUAUGUCUCUGGUAAAACCAUGUAAGUUGACCCUCAUUGGUGAGAAAACUAAUAAAUUGCUCUAUAAAAUCUA
Molecule: messenger RNA, 7982 nt
Organism: Alosa alosa (allis shad)
Lineage: Eukaryota; Metazoa; Chordata; Actinopteri; Clupeiformes; Clupeidae
Gene: alk
Product: ALK receptor tyrosine kinase
Exons: 29
Coding region: 848-6097 (1749 amino acids)
Biological process (GO): regulation of neuron differentiation; regulation of cell population proliferation; positive regulation of kinase activity
Cellular component (GO): membrane; signaling receptor complex
Molecular function (GO): transmembrane receptor protein tyrosine kinase activity; ATP binding
Source: RefSeq, a predicted model, not a curated record